UCUAGCUGCCCCCCUCCCAUCGGCCGACUCUCCUCUUUACUCCGGCCCCCUCCCUCCCCUUCCUCCCGUUUCUUCCUUUCCCGGAGCGGAGGACCGAGGGGAGGGCAGGCGGCCAGCCCCGGAGGAGGGGGGUGCCGAGGGGGUUUGCGGUUAGAAGGAGCAGUAGCAGCAGCAGCAGGAGAAGAUGCUGAGGACGCGGACCACCGGAUGGGCGCGCGGCUGGUGCCUGGGCUGCUGCCUCCUCCUGCCGCUCUGCCUCAGCCUGGCCGCGGCCAAGCAGCUGCUCCGGUACCGGCUGGCUGAGGAGGGCCCCGCCGACGUGCGGAUCGGCAACGUGGCCUCGGACCUGGGCAUCGUGACCGGCUCGGGCGAGGUGACUUUCAGCCUGGAGUCCGGCUCCGAGUACCUGAAGAUUGACAACCUCACCGGCGAGCUGAGCACCAGCGAGCGGCGCGUCGACCGAGAGAAGCUGCCCCAGUGUCAGAUGAUCUUCGACGAGAACGAGUGCUUCCUGGACUUCGAGGUGUCGGUGAUAGGGCCCUCGCAGAGCUGGGUGGACCUCUUCGAGGGUCGGGUCAUCGUGCUGGACAUCAACGACAACACGCCCACCUUCCCGUCGCCGGUGCUCACGCUCACGGUGGAGGAGAACCGGCCCGUGGGCACGCUCUACCUGCUGCCCACGGCCACGGAUCGUGACUUCGGUCGCAACGGCAUCGAGCGCUACGAGCUGCUCCAGGAGCCCGGGGGUGGCGGCGUCGGCGGCGAGGGAAGGCGCCCGGGGCCGGCGGACAGCGCCCCCUACCCAGGGGGCGGCGGCAGCAGCGCGGGCGGCGGCGGCGGCCCCGGAGGCUCCAAGCGGCGGCUGGACGCGCCCGAGGGCGGCGGCGGGACCGGGCCUGGUGGCCGAAGCAGCGUGUUCGAGCUGCAGGUGGCGGACACGCCGGACGGCGAGAAACAGCCGCAGCUGAUAGUGAAGGGGGCGCUGGACCGGGAGCAGCGGGACUCGUACGAGCUGACCCUCCGCGUGCGCGAUGGGGGCGACCCCCCUCGGUCCUCGCAGGCCAUCUUGCGGGUGCUCAUCACCGACGUGAACGACAACAGCCCGCGGUUCGAGAAGAGCGUGUACGAGGCCGACCUGGCCGAGAACAGCGCCCCCGGCACCCCCAUCCUGCAGCUGCGCGCCACCGAUUCGGACGUGGGGGUCAACGGGCAGAUCGAGUACGUGUUCGGGGCUGCCACGGAGUCAGUGCGACGGCUCCUGCGCCUGGAUGAAACGUCCGGCUGGCUCAGCGUCCUGCACCGAAUCGACCGAGAGGAGGUGAACCAGCUGCGGUUCACAGUCAUGGCCCGCGACCGCGGGCAGCCCCCCAAGACGGAUAAGGCCACCGUGGUCCUCAACAUCAAAGACGAAAACGACAACGUUCCUUCCAUCGAAAUCCGCAAGAUAGGGCGUAUCCCGCUGAAGGACGGGGUGGCCAACGUGGCCGAGGACGUCCUGGUGGACACCCCCAUCGCCUUGGUGCAGGUGUCCGACCGCGACCAGGGGGAGAACGGGGUAGUCACCUGCACCGUCGUGGGAGACGUGCCUUUCCAGCUCAAGCCCGCCAGCGACACGGAGGGCGACCAGAACAAGAAAAAGUACUUCCUGCACACGUCGGCCCCGCUGGACUACGAAACCACCCGGGAGUUCAACGUGGUCAUAGUCGCCGUGGACUCGGGCAGCCCCAGCCUCUCCAGCAACAACUCCCUGGUGGUCAAGGUGGGAGACACCAACGACAACCCUCCCGUUUUUGGCCAGUCGGUGGUUGAGGUGUACUUUCCCGAGAACAACAUCCCUGGCGAGAGGGUCGCCACGGUGCUGGCGACAGACGCCGACAGCGGCAAGAAUGCAGAGAUCGCCUACUCGCUGGACUCCUCGGUGAUGGGCACCUUUGCCAUCGACCCAGAUUCCGGGGACAUCCUGGUCAACACAGUGCUGGACCGGGAGCAGACGGACAGGUAUGAGUUUAAAGUUAACGCCAAAGACAAAGGCAUCCCCGUGCUGCAGGGCAGCACCACCGUGAUUGUACAGGUGGCUGACAAGAACGACAAUGACCCUAAGUUUAUGCAGGACGUCUUUACCUUCUACGUGAAGGAAAACUUGCAGCCCAACAGCCCCGUGGGAAUGGUCACCGUGAUGGAUGCUGACAAGGGAAGGAAUGCAGAGAUGAGCCUGUACAUAGAGGAGAACAGUAACGUUUUUUCUAUUGAAAAUGACACAGGCACCAUUUACUCCACAAUGUCUUUCGACAGGGAACAUCAGACCACAUACACCUUUAGAGUGAAGGCUGUUGAUGGGGGAGACCCUCCCAGAUCGGCCACGGCCACAGUCUCUCUCUUUGUGAUGGAUGAAAAUGACAACGCUCCCACCGUUACCCUCCCCAGAAACAUCUCCUACACGUUGCUGCCGCCUUCGAGUAAUGUCAGGACAGUAGUGGCUACAGUGUUGGCCACAGACAGUGAUGAUGGCAUCAAUGCGGACUUGAACUACAGCAUCGUGGGAGGGAAUCCCUUCAAGCUGUUUGAGAUUGACGCCACCAGUGGCGUGGUUUCCUUGGUGGGGAAGCUCGCCCCGAAGCACUAUGGCUUGCACAGGCUGGUUGUGCAGGUGAAUGACAGCGGCCAGCCUUCCCAGUCCACGACGACUUUGGUGCAUGUGUUUGUCAAUGAAAGUGUUUCCAAUGCAACUGCGAUUGACUCUCAGAUAGUCAGAAGUUUGCACACCCCACUCACACAGGACAUAGCUGGCGACCCAAGCUAUGAGAUGAGCAAGCAGAGACUCAGUAUUGUCAUUGGGGUGGUUGCCGGCAUUAUGACAGUGAUUCUAAUCAUUUUAAUUGUCAUGAUGGCAAGAUACUGCAGGUCCAAAAGUAAAAACGGCUACGAAGCUGGCAAAAAGGACCAUGAAGACUUUUUUACACCCCAACAACAUGACAAAUCUAAAAAGCCUAAAAAGGACAAGAAAAACAAAAAAUCUAAGCAGCCGCUGUACAGCAGUAUUGUCACUGUCGAAGCUUCUAAACCAAAUGGACAGAGGUAUGAUAGUGUCAAUGAGAAGUUGUCAGACAGCCCAAGCAUGGGCCGGUACCGAUCUGUUAAUGGUGGACCUGGCAGUCCUGACCUGGCAAGGCAUUACAAAUCGAGUUCCCCAUUGCCUACUGUCCAGCUUCACCCACAAUCACCAACUGCAGGGAAAAAACAUCAGGCUGUACAAGAUCUACCACCAGCCAACACAUUUGUGGGAGCAGGAGACAACAUUUCAAUUGGAUCAGAUCACUGCUCUGAGUACAGCUGUCAAACCAAUAACAAAUACAGCAAACAGCCAUUUCGUAGAGUGACGUUUUCUGUUGUGAGUCAGCCUCAGGACCCACAUCAGGGGUCACUGCAGAGUUGCUAUGACAGCGGGCUGGAGGAGUCAGAAACACCAAGCAGUAAGAGUUCAUCAGGGCCAAGACUGGGUGCCCUUCCACUCCCAGAGGACAACUAUGAAAGGACCACGCCGGAUGGCAGUGUUGGUGAGGCAGAGCAUAUGGAAAAUGAUUCAAGGCCUCUUCCGGAUGUAGCGCUGACUGGCAAGUGUACCCGUGAGUGUGAUGAGUAUGGCCACUCAGACUCCUGCUGGAUGCCAGUCCGUACUUCUCCAGAGAGGAAGAAGAGCCAGCCCAAACUCUCCACUUUCAUGCCUGUGGAUGAACGAGGAAGCCAGGAAAAGCUGGCCAAUGGCGAUGCUGCCAUCAUGGGUGACCGCAACAGAAACCUCCUGAACAAAAAGUUGACCUCAUCCUAUGAGACCUUCAGUGCAGCUAGUUUCAGCAAAACUGAGGAAGCCAACCCUGAGGAUAUUCCUUUAACAAAAACAGGGGAAUAUAAGCCAUCUCCUGUCAACACUCUCACUAGAAGAGAAGUUUACCUGUAGGUUGUCAAGGAGCAACAGCAAAGUUCUUUUCAUGUGUGAGGAGAGUUAGGGGCAAGAACAUUACAAAGUAAAACCAUUUAAUCACAAAGAGGGGGCUACCAAAGAGACAAAGCUUUGCCUGCCACUUCCGCCUCCAAAUCAGGCCUUUAGUGAUACUGUUUGCCUGAUGAGUGUACAAAGUAGAAUCCAUUCUCGUCACUUGCAUGACUAUACCCUUCACUGAUCUCCAACCCCCACUCUUUCCCUACCCCUCCUCAAACCCAAAUAACAACAACAAAAAGAUGGUUGCAAGUUCUUUUCAUGGUAACAAAUCUAAUUAGCAGAACACAACCCACUCUCAUUAUCCCUAAUCUGAAGCAUGAUUUUGGUCACUUUGAUUUGUUUGAGUGUCAUCUGGCUGGUUAAUAAAAGUAGGAUGGGUUAAAAGAUACUUCAGACAUGCUAUCAAUGGUUUAUUAUUGUUAAAGUCAGCCCUUUCAAAUUGUUAAAAAUCCCACUUUAAUGGUACAGUCCUUCUAGGAGGACUCUUUGAAAAAGUAAUUUAGUAAGACAACAGCUUUCAUAUUCUAACAAAAAACUAGGAGCAAAUUAAAACUCAGUAGGAGAAUGCAGUCCCCAGCUACCAUAUGUUGUUAUUUUCAGGUUAAAGGCAUCAACAUUCACAGAAUAUACUCUCCAAUCUUGACAAAUCAAUUACAUGAAUUAUGACUUGCAAAAAUAUGUUUUUGAAUAGAAUCCCUCAUGAAUGAACUUGAACUAUUAUGUCAUUAUGAGGCCAAAGAUGACAUGGCAGAUCAGGGAUAUAAUGAAAUGGAUUUGGUCUUCACAUGGAAAUCCACUAAACAGCAGAAGCAACCGAACCUGUGUGCACACAGAAAUUCUUAGAUGCUACAUUGUUUUAUAUUAACUCUUUCCCCAGAAAACAGUCUUCUUUUAAAAUAAAUUUUAGUUGAAUGCUCAGAAAGUGAAAGAACUAAUUGACCAUGUUUAGUAUUAUAAUAGGCAACGGAUCAAAGCCCAGGCCUAGUCUCAUGUGUUACUGUCAGGGAAUAUUCUACUUUUUAAAGUCAUAGUGAGGCAUAGUGAGAUACAAAAAGACACACUGGAUUAUGAUUUUGUGAAGUCUCCAAUGGUCAUUUCACGAUCCCAGAUGUUCUUGAUGAUUUUAUUUUCAUUUUUAAUUAUAAUUGUGUUUUUAAUCUGGUCAGAACACAAGUGCAUUAAUUUCAAAUUCUGUGCAAUACAGAAAUACACCGAGACUCACAACAUUUAAACAGCAUAACACUUUAAUUGACUUGUCAUUAAUGUGAUUUGAAUGUUAUUCAAUGUGUGUCUUAAACGAUCCUGGAACAUAAAAGUGUCUUGAGUUUGUACAAUAAUAUUUCUCACAGCAUAUGCAUCUCAAAGGUAGAAACUAUAUAGAUUUUUCAAGGGAUACAGAAUAUGGAGAUUUUUGAAUGCUUUGCUCUAUGCAAGAUGAUUUAAGAAACCAGAAGUUUGAGCUGGGACAUUCAGAAGAAAGUGACAAUCCAUGGACAGAACAGGGGAUGACAGGUCAGGAGAGCAAAUGUUCUCAUCGCUGAAUGUUGCUUAUUUGGUUGAGGCCUAGCCUUGAUGGCUUUUGAACAAAAUGUAAAGACACUGUAGUUUUGGAUAGUUUCAUGCUUUGCAGAAUUUCUUAGACUAUAAGGUGAAGAAACCUAGACUGUAGGUUGAUAAUUCACUGUAGGUCAUCAAACUACUUAUCUUUGAGGGACAUUUCUCUGGUAAAUCUUUUAGGAUCAUUUCCUUAUGCUAUUUCUUAAGUGGAAUUUUCAUUUUGAUGUUAGUUUAAGUGUAAUAGGUAGAAUGAAAAAGAUGCAAUUGAUAUAAAAACAUUGGACUAAAAUGUCAAUAAUUGAACAUGCUUAUGUUUGGUUAUUAUUUACACUACGGAAAGAUGAAAUUCUAGAACUUUGUUAGGAAACUGCAUUCAAGCAGUUCUGCCUUGUAUAAUCUGUAAGUACCUAUUAAGACAAAAUACUUCUAAAGAUACUUAUGAAAAUGUAUACAUAUUUUUCUUGCACGUUACAAAGGAAAUAAUUGCAUAACACUGAUGUUCAACACUUUUUUAUAUGCAUAUUUUCUUUCUUUCAUGGAACACUUGAAGCCACUAGAUAGCUCAUUUCACUCUAAAAUCCUUUGGUUGUCUGUAAAGCUAAUACAGGUCACACUGGACCUACAGGUUUAUUCAAUCCACAUUCCACGCUGAUGUUUGCACCUCAUGCCAGGCAGCCAUGUCAUCGUCAUUCAAUGUGUGAACCUCUCUUUAGAACUAAAAUGGAUGUGAAAGAAUAAAAUUCAGUGUACUGUAAGUAUUCGAAGUAAUUCUAGUAGAAUUAGUUAUCAUAACAUGUUUAUAAUAUAAUGAGCUGGCAUGACACAGAAAUAUAUUUUGUGUUUGUAUGACUUUUAUUUUGAAUAGUUUAAUCUGGUGCCACUCCAUAUAGAGUGCUUUUGAAAAAAACAAUAAAAACAAAAAAAAAAAUAAAUAAAUGAGUGAAUGCAAAAUAAGCAACUGUGCCUUUUAUACCUCUUGUUAUGGUAAAAAAACAAACAAACAAAUGGUUGUUGGGUUUGGAUAAUGAGGGGAAAUGGGCUAUUCCCAACUUUUUGAUCCUGUAUAUUUAUCCAUGUUUAUUUUCUGAGAAUAAAUAAUAUAUUAAAACUUUGCCUUCUGACAAACUCAGAUAAUGGACCAGUCUUAAAUAUUGUUCAUUCAUAAGGUAAGAUUCAGGCAUUAAUAUGGGGCUGCUUAAAUCUCUCUGGACGGUGAAAUCAUUGGAUUUAGAAUCACACAGAGAAAUAUUAUCAGGGGUGAAGUCAGUUCAUUUUGAAAGUUAUAAUAUUGAUUUAGAAGUUUUUUUUUUUAAUUUUGUUAGAUGGUCUUUCAUUUUUGGUUAUACAGUAUAUACACUCUCCUUGUUUUCUGUAACACAGACUCCCAAAUGGACUUCUGCAUGAUAAUACAUUAGUACACAUCUACAAAUUGAGGAACUAUAAAAAUGAAUGUGUAUUCAAAUGUCUGUAACACCUGUCUAAAAUCGACUGCUCUGUCUGAAUCUCCAGAUGUGAUUGCUGUCUGAUGUUUUUGACUGGCCUAUUGUCUGAGUUUCGGGAAACAAAGGAGGCAUUAUUUUUAUGAGAGGAAGAACUGGUGUAGAGGAUGGACGUCUGCCUGAAAGGCCACCCUGGGAGGCCGAGUUAGAGGAAAGUACAAAAUGAAACACACAGGCCAGAGAGGAACUGCCAGGAAUCAAACAGCCAUCUUAAAACAGUUGUGAGGAAUCUUAAGGCCUAUGACAUUUCAAACGGCAGGUUAUAGCUGCAGUAAAUAAAAAAAAAAAAAAAAAAAAAAAAAAAAAAA
Molecule: messenger RNA, 7361 nt
Organism: Meriones unguiculatus (Mongolian gerbil)
Lineage: Eukaryota; Metazoa; Chordata; Mammalia; Rodentia; Muridae
Gene: Pcdh7
Product: protocadherin 7
Exons: 3
Coding region: 185-3955 (1256 amino acids)
Biological process (GO): homophilic cell-cell adhesion
Cellular component (GO): plasma membrane
Molecular function (GO): calcium ion binding
Source: RefSeq, a predicted model, not a curated record